This is a messenger RNA of Lactuca saligna, 324 nucleotides long. The record is from the annotation of a GenBank genome assembly. NCBI's taxonomy places the organism in Eukaryota, Viridiplantae, Streptophyta, Magnoliopsida, Asterales, Asteraceae.
AUGCGCCUAUUGGAAGAUUUGGGCUACCUCCUCUCUUUCCGAUCUCAUUCAGAUAAUAAGCCAGUCGGUUUAUUAGAUAGUGAGUGGGUAAGAGAGGUGCUUGGUCUGUCUCCGAAUGUGGGCCUAGAAGCAUUAGCCGAGUCUCUGAAUAUUCCCGAGGGUUCUCAGGAUAAAGACAGCCUUAAGGUGCUAACGGAGCUUCCACGGUCUCAGUCCAUGAAGGUGCUUGCUUUAUUGGUUGGCAGCUUGGUUAUAGUCGUUAUGAAGAAUGAAGGAGCGACGAAGGAGCUCACUUCCACGACAUGGGAAAGGAUCAUGGGAUGA